Molecule: messenger RNA, 885 nt
Organism: Pipistrellus nathusii (Nathusius's pipistrelle)
Lineage: Eukaryota; Metazoa; Chordata; Mammalia; Chiroptera; Vespertilionidae
Source: the annotation of a GenBank genome assembly
AUGGCGUCUCCCGCCGGACCCCGGCUGACCUGCCCCGAGGCCGCCGUCUCUAGGACGCUCCUCCUCCUCCUCGCCUGGGUCCUGGUCCAGGCGGCCGGAGCCUCAGACACUACAGGUGUGGUAGUAGCAUAUAAUUUAACUUGGAAAUCAACGAAUUUCAAGACAAUUUUGGAGUGGGAACCCAAACCCAUCAAUCAUGUCUACACUGUUCAAAUAAGCCAUAGGUUAGGAAAUUGGAAAAGCAAAUGCUACUUCAUCACAGACACAGAGUGUGACCUCACUGAUGAGAUUGUGAAAGACGUGAAGCAGAUAUACUCAGCGCGGGUCCUUUCCAUGCCUGCCAAUGCCACCGGUUACGAGGGGGAGCCCAAGUACACAAACUCCCCGGAGUUCAUUCCUUACUUAGAGACAAGCCUCGGACGGCCAACAAUUCAGAGUUUUGAGCAAAUUGGGACAAAACUGAACGUGACGGUACAGGAUACAAGGACCUUAGUCAGAAAGAAUGGCACAUUCCUGAGCCUCCGGGAUGUCUUUGGCGAGGACUUAAGUUACACACUUUACUAUUGGAAAGCUGCAAGUACAGGAAAGAAAAUGGUCAAGACGAACACUAAUGAGUUUUCGAUUGAUGUGGAGAAAGGACAAAACUACUGUUUCAAUGUUCAAGCCGUGAUUGCCUCACGAAAAGCUAACCAGAGGAGUCCAGAAAGCCCCAUUGAGUGCACCAGCCACGAGAAGGGCAUUUUCAAAGACAUCUUCUUCAUCAUCGGAGCAGUGGUGUUCGUAGCCAUCAUCUUCAUCAUCACCCUAGCCCUGUGUCUGUACAAGUGCAGGAAGGACAGAAGAAGGCGAAGUGGCAAGGAGGGCUCCCCCUACGGUGUUGCGUAA